Liolophura sinensis is the source of this 516-nucleotide messenger RNA. RefSeq lists its product as uncharacterized. The transcript has 2 exons. Lineage: Eukaryota; Metazoa; Mollusca; Polyplacophora; Chitonida; Chitonidae. The coding region runs from base 130 to 516 and encodes 128 amino acids. The record is from RefSeq and is a predicted model, not a curated record.
UCUUCCAAUGUUAUUCACAGUCACCGUGGCUUAACCCCAGUGCUCUUCAAUACGCUCACACCGUGGCUUAACUGUCAAAGUUCUUAACGGUCACAACGUUGACACUGUGGCUUAUUCCCUGUACCCAACAUGACCCCAACAGUGCUUUUCGUCAUCGUUCUCAGUCUGGGGUGGCCUGUUCACUCUUCCUCCGUGCGCAAUCACACGCAGGCCCUGUUUUUCACGGACGGUCAGAGGGUCGUGGAACUGGGCGUGGCCACCCCGACCCUGAGGAGGACUGCCCCAGACGGACAAGGGCUGGUCGAUACGACGGUAACGUGUCGGACUUACACGCACAACACAAACCAGCCGCUGGCGAUGUAUGGACCAAUCAGGGCUGUGGACAAUGACGAUAUGAACAUGCUCCUGGAGAUCUGCCACAACAAUCCGACCCACAACAGGCGACACAAGCGCUUUAUUCUACCAGGUAAAAGCCCUGCCCAAGGGUACACUUUAACAGACCCUCUUCUUAAUUAG